UGGAAACGGUGGAGCCGCGGUCCCAGGCCCAGCGUCCCGGCUUCGACAUGGCCAAAUUCGUGCUCGCGGGAAAUACACCUUGUCAGCAGUGGAGGAGAGGGAUUGGAAAUGUGGACUGAUACCGAGAAAACCACCGAAGAGCAUCUUACUGCAACAGGCUGUUGUACCUGUUUCCUUUCCUUCUCAGCAACUUUCUCGAGUAGACUGCUCAUCUAUCUCCAGGUAGAGCAGAUUGCCCGUAUUAUGCAAAAGCAGAACUUCUGGCAGAUUAUUUACAAAAGAAUCUUCCUGAUUUCCGGAUACAUAAAAUUACACAACAUCCUGAUGUUUGGGAGAGGUCCAAAGUACUGAAUUGAAUUCCAAGGCAGAUGCAAUGUGUGACUUCUCAUGGACAAUAUCAUUCCAUAGGAGUGGCUGAAAGAUUUGUGCAAAAAGAAUAGGUGGAGUCACAACAAGUCCCCUAUCGUCUGGAGAGAGCUGUUGGAUCGUGGAGGAAAGGGUUUGCUUUUGGGAGGAUAUAACGAGUUCCUAGAACAUGCACAGCUUUACUAUGGUGUCACCUCUAGCAUGACGACUGAGCUGAUGAAGAGAGUUGCUGAAGAAAACCUGGGGACACAUAUAGAAAAAGAGCUGGAGAAGGAAUCCCUGAAAGGUCUUGUUAUCCCCUUGCAGGUCUGGAUCACCAGUGCAUCAUCUCUUGCCUGCUACCAUCUAAUUCCCAUCUUGACAAGUGGUGAAGUGUUUGGACCACAAAUGGAAAUCAGCAUAAACCUAUUUGACAAUAAGCACACAGAAGAAAUACUCAUAAGCCACAAACAAGAGGCUGAGGACCUGGCGUCACCCUACCUCCAGAGUGUGUCCAUCUGCACCCAAGCAGAGGAGGCCUUCCACGGGGCCCACGUGAUCAUCAUCCUGGAUGACCACGUGGACAAGGAGAUAUACAGUCUGGAAGACUGCAUCCGCAGCAGAGCUUCUCUGUGUCAGCUCUACGGAUCCUUGAUUGAGAAAAAUGCUUGCAAAUUUGCCAGAAUUAUUGUGGGAGGGAAAACCUUUGUGAAUCUCAAAACAGCUUUGCUUAUGAAAUAUGCCCCAACCUUUGCCUGCAAUAUUAUCGCUGUAGCCUUGGGUAUGGAAGGCCAAGCGAAGGCAGCACUGGCCAGGAAACUGAAAAUUACUCCCUCAUGCAUCAAAGAUGUGAUCAUUUGGGGUAAUAUUAGUGGAAAUAACUACGUUGAUCUGAGAAAAGCCAAGGUUUACAGAUAUGAGAGCGCUAUUUGGGGACCUCCGCACUAUUCACGCCCUGUUUUAAGCCUGCUUUUUGAUAGGGAGUGGGUAAGCAGAGAGUUUGUGGCAAGUCUUAAAAUGUUGGCUGCCACAGGAAGACGACUUGGAGGCAUGCUGGUUGCACACAGUGUAGCCACUACGCUGAAAUACUGGUGCCACGGCUCACCCCCGGGGGAGAUUGUGUCUCUAGGGGUGUUGAGCGAAGGCCAGUUUGGGAUUCCUAAAGGGAUUGUCUUUUCUAUGCCUGUGAAAUUUGAGAAUGGAACUUGGGUGGUUCUUACAGAUCUCAAAAAUACAGAAAUAAGUCAACAAGUAAUGACCAGAAUGGCAAGUGAUCUAAUUCAGGAGAAACUUGUUGCACUUGGAGAGUUGGCAAAUUUCCAGCCGUAUCAAUCAGAAACUGACUUAAACCAAGAAGAUGUAAAUACCACCUUACCGACCAAAAAUGACCAUCAGGGACGUCGAAAAGUGUCAAAUGACUAUAAAGAUUUGUUUACUGGUCUAAUGCCAGAUGAUGAAAAAGAUCUAAUUUUGUCAGAUGGUGAGUCUGUCGAGUGAUAAACAAUCUCCGCAGUGCUGAUGACCAUGACAGACAUCGUCCAGUCUUAGAGAAUGACCUUGCGGUCAGAAAACACAGUCCAGCAACUGAAGUAAUUUUGAAAUAACUCUUUCUCAUACUCAUAGAUGCUUUGAAGGAGAGAUAAUAAAAGAUGGAAGGAAAUUUUAUUUUAAAACCAAAAUUG
Molecule: messenger RNA, 2027 nt
Organism: Odocoileus virginianus texanus
Lineage: Eukaryota; Metazoa; Chordata; Mammalia; Artiodactyla; Cervidae
Source: RefSeq, a predicted model, not a curated record